Messenger RNA from Teleopsis dalmanni, 1908 nucleotides. RefSeq names its product mucin-5AC-like. Gene Ontology annotation, cellular component: stress fiber; filamentous actin; adherens junction. Gene Ontology annotation, molecular function: actin binding; muscle alpha-actinin binding. The transcript is spliced from 4 exons. Bases 1 to 1908 code for a protein of 635 amino acids. NCBI's taxonomy places the organism in Eukaryota, Metazoa, Arthropoda, Insecta, Diptera, Diopsidae. Gene Ontology annotation, biological process: muscle structure development; actin cytoskeleton organization. The record is from RefSeq and is a predicted model, not a curated record.
AUGCCAACUAUCUGGCAAACUAUAGCAGCAACAUUAGCAGUCUGUGGUUUUUGCUGCCUAAACAAUGCAGCAGCAACCCAACUGAGAAUGUUGCCACUGAGCGCAGCUGAUGUAUAUCGCUGGCUGCAUAGAAAUGGAAAAGAAGAUGCUGUACCAGAAGGACGAGUUAUUACUCAAGGAUUAGCUGCACUGUCAGGAUUUACGCUUGGACUAACUAAAGCCAUUGGCGGUGUACUGCUCUACGAUAUAAUCACAGCCAAUGUGACUGAUUUAGAUUUAGCAACAGGUGCUAGCAGCACAAAUGCAGCCUCAAAUACUGCAGCUACUACGCCCAGAGAAAUAUGUUUCAAUAGUCGCAAGGCACGUAGCUUAGAGGAAGCUACUGCUUUUGCGGCGGCUUAUCGUGACGAUAUUAAAGGAAACAAUUUAAGUCUGAACAGUGAAAUAAUGAAAAGGAAUAAACGUGAUAGCAAGCAUAAGAGAAAACAUAAAUACAAUCGGCAAAAUAAACUUAAAGAAAAGAAACCUAAGCUUAAAAGAGGUCACCGCCAUAAAACAAAUUCACGUAUUAAGAAAGUUCGUUUAUCUUCAAAAUUUAGUACUAAUGAUGGAAUUAGUCCAACAACAACUACAACUAAUUUUGGUACCGGUACAAAUAUUGAUACUGGCACUGGAACACGUACUUUUUCAGCAUCCACUACAUCAACUGAUGGAAAACGUUAUACUUUGCGUUCCUUAUCGGCGAAUGAAGUGUAUCGUAUUCUCAAAGAAUCUGGACGUGAAGAUGUUAUACCUAAAGGACGUGUUAUAACACAAGGAAUUGCUGCUAUUAAAACUGAUGCACCAGUUUUAGCUAAAAGUUUUGGUACCUCUGGAUUUUUAAAUGUAACUAGUUUGCUUAAUGGAUUUUUAAGUCCAAAAUAUCAAAUGCAAGAAAUUUGUUUCAAUACCGCAUCUUCUGGCUCAACAUCAGGUAAUGUAAAGCGACGUAGGAAAACCAGAAGAAAUAAUAAACAAACCAAACAAAAGCGUGGACGACGUGGUAGACAGGAUGCUACAGGUACUACGACAGUGCCUGAUGAUGGCACUGCUAUAACAACAUCAAAUGGCGGUAAUCCUACAGGAACUGUAACAACUACGGAGCCAACGGCUACAACGACCCCAACGACUCCAACUACUCCAACGACUCCAACUACACCAACAACACCAACUACACCAACUACACCAACUACUCCAACUACUCCAACUACAUCAACUUCUCCAACUACUACAACAACAACAAAUCCAACAAUAACUACUACUACUACGGGAAAACAUUAUACUUUGCGUUCAUUGUCAGCUAAUGAAGUUUACAGUAUUCUCGAAAAAGCUGGACGUAUGGAUGUUGUGCCUAAAGGACGUGUAAUAACACAAGGAAUUGCUGCUAUUAAAACUGAUGCACCAAUUAAAGCUAAUAGCAAUGGUGACUUCAGAUUUUUAAAUGUUACAAGUCUACUAAAUGGAGUUGUCAAUUCACAAUUUCAAAUGCAAGAAAUUUGCUUCAACACUGCAUCCACAGGAACCACGUCAGGUAAUGUAAAACGCCGUACGAAAACCAGAAGGAAUAAAAAACAAAAGAAACAGAAGCGUGGAAGACAAGGAAGACAAGCAACUGGAACAACAACUGUUCCAACCGGUACAAACCCCACUGGUACAACACCAACAACUCCUACUUCUCCUACGACACCUACUUCUCCCACGACUCCUACUACACCAACAACGCCAACUGCAACCACUACAACUACUGCCACUACCGGUACUAGUCCCACUACUACUGUACCGACAACUACCACAACUACUACUACAUCACCAGGUUCGACACAAUGUAUUCUUGUCAAGAAACCACUUUUAACAUACACAAGAUCUUAA